GUUUUCCGCCCGGUUUCCAUGGCGACGCGAGGCUGCCGUGCCCCCGGUUUGUUGGCGGGGAGACCCCCCCCGGGGCGGGCACCCGCGUGACGGCCGAGCCCCGCGCCGGGCGGGCCCGGGCGGCGGCGGCGGCGGCGGCGGGGAGCGUCGUGAGCCGGCCAUGCCAGUGCUGUGCGGCGGUGCUGAGUCAGAAGCAGGUAUCCCGAAAGCCCCCUCUGAUGAGCGGCGCCGCGGGGCCAUGGAGGAGCUGGAGCACACCUGUCCGCAGCCGCGCCUGACUCUGACAGCACCUGCCCCAUUUGCAGAUGAAACAAGCUGUCAGUGCCGAGCACCCCAUGAGAAGCUGACCAUUGCACAAGCCCGCCUGGGAACACCAGUUGACAGACCUGUCAGAGUGUAUGCAGAUGGGAUAUUUGACCUCUUCCACUCUGGCCAUGCUAGAGCUCUUAUGCAAGCCAAAACUCUAUUCCCAAAUAGCUACUUAUUAGUAGGAGUUUGCAGUGAUGAGCUAACCCAUAACUUCAAGGGCUUCACGGUGAUGAAUGAGAACGAGCGGUAUGACGCCGUGCAGCACUGUCGCUAUGUGGAUGAAGUGGUGAGAAAUGCACCGUGGACACUCACCCCUGAGUUCCUUGAGAAACAUAAGAUUGACUUUGUAGCCCACGAUGAUAUCCCGUACUCCUCUGCUGGCUCGGAUGAUGUAUACAAGCACAUAAAAGAGGCAGCUACCUGCCGCAGUGCCUGGUCCUGCCGUGCUUUUCCAGCUGGCUUUCUUUUCCCACUUUGCUCAGGAAUGUUCGUACCAACGCAGAGAACUGAAGGUAUCUCAACAUCAGAUAUAAUCACAAGGAUUGUCCGGGACUAUGAUGUGUAUGCCCGGCGCAACCUCCAACGAGGAUACACCGCCAAAGAGCUGAACGUUAGUUUUAUAAAUGAGAAGAAAUAUCGCUUUCAAAACCAAGUGGACAAAAUGAAAGAAAAAGUGAAGAAUGUAGAGGAAAAAUCAAAAGAAUUUGUGAACAAGGUGGAAGAGAAGAGCCAUGACCUCAUUCAGAAAUGGGAAGAAAAGUCCAGGGAAUUUAUUGGCAACUUUUUAGAGCUGUUUGGACCUGACGGAGCCCUGAAGCAGAUGUUCCAGGAGCGAAGCGGCCGAAUGCUCCAGGCUUUCUCUCCACGGCAGAGCCCAACCAGCAGCCCUACACGAGGCCGCUCGCCAUCCCGCUCACCAUCCCCUCCAUGGGUCUUCAACAAAGCCUCCCCACCCUCUUCUCCUAAAGCUGCCUCCGCCUCCCUCAGCAGCAUGAGCGAGGGAGACGAGGAUGAAAAAUAAAAUACGGAUAUAUUUUUUAACCAUGAGACAGAAGAACAAGCUACGGACUCAACCGCUGGAUGGGGAGAAGAGUGAGAAACAUCUGGGGUAUCUCUGACAGCAGGGAACGUGCUCUGGGAGAUAUUGGAAAUGGACUGGAGCACAGCAAGGGAGAUCUCAGGAAGAGCGUAUCCCAUCCCCGCUCCCUCGCAGUGCCUGGAGGCCUCACCGGCAGCAUUUGCCUGUCACAGUGCCAGGGACUGGCAGAAUAGCAUCCGCCUGCGAGUGAGCUCCUGUCCAUGUGCUGCUGCUUCCUGCUGCUGGGGGCUGGCCAGAUCAGGGGGUACCAAGCUGAGCGGGAGCCACAGCCCUCCAAAGACCUGACCCAACAUGUGGGCACACAGCUGCAGUUGGAGAAAUCGGACCCUGCAACCUAGAGCUCUUCCAGCACGCAAAGGAAGGGCAUUGCUGCAGCAAAUACAUUCAGAAACAGGAAAUAAACCUUCUUUUCUGAAUGAAAUCCACCCCAGACCUUCAAUCAUGCCAUUGAAAUGGAGAGUUGUCCAGCUGAGCAGAUAGAAAUUCAUUUGAUACACUCAAACUGCUGAAUGUUGCUCGUUGACCAAGCCUUUGUUCUGGGCAUAUGUAAAGAUCCCGGCUGUAGAAACACCCUGAGCUUUAUCAAAUCUUUUCCCAUGUUCCUAGUGCCUGAACAGCUACAUCACAACCUCUGUUCCCUAGGUUUGCACUUUGGAGACAAGAAAGUAAGCGAAGAGCACCCUAGCUGGAAUUUCUUGUAGUGGGAAAUAUCUGGUCUGAGGACUGGCAUUUGCUGCUGCUGACUGGUACUAACAUAUGUGGAGUCCUACUGCCCAGGGACAGACUGACCUCUCCUGGAAACCCCACUGCUCCCAGACAUCACCCUGCAGCAAUCCCAGCAGUGCUGCUGUCCCCGUGCACUGCUAAUCUAGUCAAAGAAAUUGCACGUGACAGUCUGGAACAAAUGUGUCCACAGACAAGCUGUCCUUGCAUGGGGUGCUGGGGCCAUUCCUCUACCCUAAUACGGAGAUGAGGCUGCCUCAGGCAGCUAAUGGGGCCCCAGUGACUGCUGAUACGAGGUGGGCCCUAUCCGUGUGGAUGGGCCAGCCUCUGAGCGACCUGAUCUAGUUGCUGAUACCCCUGUUCAUUGCAGGGGAGUUGGACUGGAUGAUCUUUGAGGUCCCUCCUGACUCAAACAAUUCUGACUCUGUGAUUCAAAGUGGGCUUAGGCACUGGGAUUUUCCUUCUCUUGCUGUGACGUACUUAAGUCCCCAAGCAGAACUACAGAAGUAGCACUAAGGAAGCUUUCUCCUCUCCAUGAUGCACACUCUGAUCGCCUGCAGCUUGGCAAAUAACUGACUUGCCUUCCUCCUGGCUCUACCAUGCAGCCCCUCAGCUGGCACUUGUCCCCCAGCACUGGAACAGGCUGCCCAGGGAGGUGGUGGGGUCACCAUGGAGAUGUGGCACUGAGGGAUGUGGUUAAUGGGCUUGGGGAUGGGCCAAUGGUUGGACUAGACGACCUCAGUGGUCUUUUCCAAUCUUAAUGCUUCUAUGACGUGUCUUGGGGAAUGCUUUGCCAAACAACCCCGAGUACCACAGGACCCAGUAACCACCUCAAGGCAUUCAUUGCCUUCUGGAGCCCCGCUGGCUCCUCCGUCACAGAGCUGCAACAAGAGGUGAGCAGGGAACGGGUCGAAUGCUGCUUUCAUGAGGAAGUGCAUGAGGAGAGCCACAGUGAGCUCAGCUGCACACCUGGUGGGAUGAUGCAAUUGAGACCUUUCUCAGCCUUAGGCAACCUGUUACUGUAAUUUCAUACCUGGGAUGCACUCGUUAGUUUUUCUGAUCCUUUGCAAGUUCAAGUCUUCCCAUCACAAACCACUCCUCCACCACGGGAACUGUCCGCUCGCUACUGGUGCUGUUCAUACAACGAGCCAUGUCCAAACACAAUGGAGGUGGGCAGGUUUUUCUUCUUGAGUUUUACUGUUGGUUUUAAUUUCAUAACGCUCCCUAUUCAGCAGCCAUCGGUCAGUGGUUGGGGUGGAAGACAGCAUCCAUAGCAUGUAGAUGGGGCUGGAGAGAAACUCAGAGCGACCUCUGCCUGGCAGAAGCUCUUUCUCAGUCCCAGGUGGCGACCCAGUGACAAAGCCAUAUCCUGUACCAGGCUUCCUUUUCCCACAUAGGAGGACAUCAAUAAGCCGAAGCCUUUCCCCUGCUGGUACAGACACCAAUAUCCAUAAUGCUGUCUCCAGCAAACCAGAACCUCAUUGUCUUUGGACACGUGGAAGGCCAUUUUGCACUUCUGAGUCAUGGUUGGCUUUUAUUUUUCAUGAGUGUUGCUUUAAUUCAGUCCUAUUUAUUGGCCAAGCUCCACAUGAAAAAUAAACAGUGUACAACAGAGA
Molecule: messenger RNA, 3747 nt
Organism: Coturnix japonica (Japanese quail)
Lineage: Eukaryota; Metazoa; Chordata; Aves; Galliformes; Phasianidae
Gene: PCYT1B
Product: phosphate cytidylyltransferase 1B, choline
Biological process (GO): CDP-choline pathway
Molecular function (GO): choline-phosphate cytidylyltransferase activity; phosphatidylcholine binding
Source: RefSeq, a predicted model, not a curated record